Messenger RNA from Daphnia pulex (common water flea), 626 nucleotides. Its product is annotated as histone H3. Gene Ontology annotation, molecular function: DNA binding; protein heterodimerization activity; structural constituent of chromatin. Lineage: Eukaryota; Metazoa; Arthropoda; Branchiopoda; Diplostraca; Daphniidae. Bases 45 to 455 code for a protein of 136 amino acids. The record is from RefSeq and is a predicted model, not a curated record. Gene Ontology annotation, cellular component: nucleosome. The transcript has a single exon.
GUUCGUUUGUUCGAUUAAUUCGAAAAUUUUAUCAGUUUUUCGAAAUGGCCCGUACUAAGCAGACCGCUCGCAAAUCCACCGGUGGCAAGGCGCCCCGCAAACAGUUGGCCACCAAAGCCGCUCGCAAAAGUGCGCCGGCCACUGGAGGAGUCAAGAAACCCCAUCGUUAUCGUCCCGGCACCGUCGCCCUUCGUGAGAUCCGUCGCUACCAAAAGUCGACCGAGCUUCUCAUCCGCAAGUUGCCAUUCCAGCGCUUGGUCAGAGAAAUCGCCCAGGAUUUCAAGACCGACUUGCGUUUCCAGAGCUCGGCCGUCAUGGCCCUGCAGGAGGCCAGCGAGGCUUACUUGGUGGGUCUUUUCGAAGACACCAACUUGUGCGCCAUCCACGCCAAGCGAGUCACCAUCAUGCCAAAAGACAUCCAGCUCGCUCGCCGUAUUCGUGGUGAACGUGCCUAAGCGACUUUUAAAAUCCCUUUUGACUUAUCAAUCGGCCCUUUUCAGGGCCACCAUUUACUAUAGAAAAAGAUUACCAAUCAACCAUUGUUUUCAUUUCAAUAUUCUUGUAAAUCUUUCUUACCGUCAAAGAUUGAUGGGAAUGGCCUAAAAUAAAGAAUACUCUAAUCAUCA